Oryzias latipes (Japanese medaka) is the source of this 1980-nucleotide messenger RNA. It is a transcript of the gene trmt10c, whose product is annotated as tRNA methyltransferase 10C, mitochondrial RNase P subunit. The record is from RefSeq and is a predicted model, not a curated record. Gene Ontology annotation, molecular function: tRNA binding. Gene Ontology annotation, cellular component: nucleus; mitochondrion; nucleoplasm. Gene Ontology annotation, biological process: positive regulation of mitochondrial translation; mitochondrial tRNA 5'-end processing. Lineage: Eukaryota; Metazoa; Chordata; Actinopteri; Beloniformes; Adrianichthyidae.
CUUCCGUUUGGAAACAAAUACGACACAUUACAGUGCGACACCCUGAAACAACGUGACCUUCCACCCGAUAUGAAAAAUCUCGUACACUGACACACGUUGGAUCAUCAUUGCGUGGAUGUAUUCCGGUUGUGCCUUUCAAGAAAGGAUAACGUGAGGUGAUUCAUUUAAAAUGCUUCGACAUUUAUUCAGCAAAGGCUGUAAUGGAUUACGGAUUGGCUGUCAAGUAGGGACACCCAGGAGUCAAGUGCGCAGAUUCUUGCCUCUCACCUGCGAUGGAGUACAAUUAAUAUCCUGUCGCCGCCUCUGUUCGGGACAUCCUAAGGAGAAAGAUCUUAUCCAAACCAAAGAAGAUAAAUCUGAGCAAGCAGAACCACUAGAUUUGGACCAAUGGAAGGUGGUCAUGAGAUCCCAAGCUAAAUACCAGGAGCAAAAAGUUGAUGAUGGUUUGGAAGGAAGUAACGAUGGGAGUCUGGAUGAAAAUGGAGAUGAUUGUAAGAACAGUUCUUCCCUGGAGGCAACUCGUGAACUUGUGUCAAUGUGGCGACAAGCAGGUAAGCUUGUGCCUCAAGAAAUGACCGAAGACGAGCUUCAAACCUUGUCCGAGCUCACGACUAAGUCCUCCAGAAAGAAGUACCUAAAGUACCUGGCUAUCAGGGAGGGCUACAAACUGUCCCGCAAAGAAAAGCAGGCACAGAAGAGAGCAGAAAAAGAAGCAACAAUGAAAGAGAAUAGAGGCGGUGCAGAGGAAGGGUCUGAUCAGGAGAACAACCAAAUCCCAAACUCGCUUUUCCUCAAGUUUUGGGGACAUUCUUUUGACAGAGUGUUUGCUUGGCGAAGCGCCCAGGCCAUGCUGUUUGGCCAACCACUUGUGUUCGACUUCAGCUACGAGUCCAACAUGUCUCGGCGAGAGAUCGAGAACACUGUGUCCCAGCUGCUGGAGGUGGAAGGGUGGAAUCGGCGCGCCAUCGACCCUUUUCACCUCCACUUCUGCAACCUGCAGCCAGACGGACCUUACCACCAGGAGUUGAUCAAACGGUACAGUGCAGAAGUUUGGGAUCGCCUGCUCGUCACCAACACUGAACGCCACUAUGUGGAACUGUUCCCCAAAGAACAACUGGUCUAUCUCACUGCAGACUCCCCUAACGUUCUGCACUCCUUUGACCACUCCAAGAUCUACAUCAUCGGAGCCUUGGUGGACCGUUCCAUCCAGCCAGGGCUGUCCCUGGCCAACGCCAAGCGCCUAAAGCUGGCCACAGCACGCUUACCUCUGGAUGAGUUUCUUCACUGGGAAACUGGAGCCAAAAAUUUGACUCUGGACCAGAUGAUCCGUAUCAUGCUUUCUAUUAAGAUGACUGGGAAAUGGGAGGAAGCUUUAACGUUUGUGCCUGAGAGAAAGCACGAUGGUUUACACCAACAGCAGACAAAACCUUUGCGAACAAAUACGACAACCAGAGGUUUUACAAAUCAAGGAUGGAGAGAGCAUGCUGACAGGCCACUAAAGUUUAAAAAAACACACGAGAAAAGGACAUUUAUGAGCCCCGACCAGUCGAAAAGGGAGCCUGGUGGAGACAGAAUAGUUGGUGCUAAAGAAAAAUCCACAUCUGGAACUAGAGUACGGACAUCACUGAAAAGUAACCUGGAAAACAGGAAAGCUGCAGAUAGAAACAAGAUGUGGUGGGAUGAUGAUUGAUGUAAACAUGUUGGUCAACAAGAAUGUUUCAAUGCCUGUUUUUGUAAAAUGUUGGCAAAUAAAAGAUGGAAUUUGGUGUUUUGGAGUUCUGAUGCUGAGAAACUAACAGGUUUCAUUUAAAAAGUAGAAACUACCUUCAGCUUAUGUACACAAAUGUUCAAAAAUCUUUAUGGGGUUUGUGUCAGUGACAUAAGAUGCAUGAAAAAACAUCUGCACAACUGAAGAUUACUUUGUACAGCAUGUGUAACGUUAAAAAAAUGUUUUCCAAUUGACAAUCAUAGAUUGAGUGA